AUGACCCUCCCAUGGAUAUACCCUGUCCGAAUCGGGCAAGCACUCUUCGGCGUGAUUGUAAUCGGCUUAACAGGAUAUGUGGUUUCAACAUACUACGGCGGAUGGUCAUACUCGGAUACCGUCAACUUCCUCGUCUUCCUCGGUUGCUGGACUGCUUUUGUAGCAGUGCCCUACCUCACGAUUUCACCAAUAUGGUUCCCUCGUCUUGCGCACCGCUAUGUGAUUCCUGCUAUUGAAGUAAUUACCAUGAUCUUCUGGUUUGCCGGAUUUAUCGCUCUGGGAGCGAUGUUACCUCCGCCGAGAGGGUGUCAUGGAAGUGUAUGCAGCUCACUCCAGGCAGCAACGGUAUUUGGAGCUCUUGAAUGGUUACUUUUUGCGGUCACCAGCUAUUUUGGUGUUGUCGAUCUUAUGAAUCAUCGCCGUGGUGGAGAAGCAAAACCACAUUCGAAUGUGCACAUGGGAGUCUAA
This is a messenger RNA of Penicillium griseofulvum, 468 nucleotides long. Its product is annotated as MARVEL domain-containing protein. The record is from RefSeq and is a predicted model, not a curated record. NCBI's taxonomy places the organism in Eukaryota, Fungi, Ascomycota, Eurotiomycetes, Eurotiales, Aspergillaceae. The transcript is spliced from 3 exons. Gene Ontology annotation, cellular component: membrane. Bases 1 to 468 code for a protein of 155 amino acids.